Molecule: messenger RNA, 1318 nt
Organism: Thermothielavioides terrestris NRRL 8126
Lineage: Eukaryota; Fungi; Ascomycota; Sordariomycetes; Sordariales; Chaetomiaceae
Exons: 2
Coding region: 1-951 (316 amino acids)
Biological process (GO): mitochondrion organization
Cellular component (GO): SAM complex
Source: RefSeq, a predicted model, not a curated record
AUGCAGAUCCCGCGGCCGCUGCAGCGUCUCUUCGACCGCUUUCCCCUCCACACCUACGACGCCAACGACCUGCCCGAAAGGUCGCAGCACCUCACUUCCGGCCACCUCCCAACGCUUUAUGUGUUCUCCUCUGAGGAAGACGCCCGGCUAGGCGCGCCGAGCUUCAACCCGACGUGUCUGAAGUGGCAGACACUCCUCCGCCUCGCCAACCUCCAAUUCCGUGUCCUUCCCUCCACGAACCACGCCUCCCCCACCGGCUCCCUCCCCUUCCUCCUGCCGCCCCGCACAUCGCCCACCGCCUCCCCCCUCCCCAUUCCGGCCGACAAGCUCCUCGCCUACGCCCGCCAACACACCGGCGCCCAAAAACAACAACAACAACCACCACCGCCACCGCCCGAAUCCGCGCCAUCCCUCCCCCUCCGCGCGCAAGCCUACCUCUCCCUGAUCACCCUCUCCCUGCGCAACGCCUGGCUGCACGCGCUGUACCUCGACCCGGCGCGCACGGCCCUGCUGCGCAGGCUGUACGUCGACCCGUGCUCGACGUCGGCCGCCGUCCGCGCGGCGCUGCUCCACCAGCUGCGCCGCGCCGCCGCCGAGCAGAUCGCCGCCUCCUCCGGCAAGGUCGUGUCCACGUCGCCGGUGAGCAGCGCCGACGCGAUCGACGAGGCGGCCGUGUACGCCUCCGCGCGCGAGGCGCUGGCGGCGCUGGCGAGCCUGCUUUCUGAGAGCCGGACCGGUUGGUUCUUUGGUGUGGAGCGGCCCGGGGAGUUUGACGCGGCCUUGUUUAGUUAUACGCAUUUGAUGAUGGAGUGGAUGGGCGAGGGCUCGACUGCCGAGGGGAGGGUACCCCUGGGCAUGAUGGUGAGGGAGGCGGGGAGCGGGGAGUUGGCGAGGCACAGGGAGCGGAUGUUGGAGGUCGCGUGGCCCGAGUGGGAUAGGAGGAGACGUUAGGCUGGGGCGUGGUGAGUAUUGUAUGUAUGAAUAUCUGCGGUGACAUGUGGCGGGUAUGCUAUGUUGGCUUAUGGCUGGUAGAAUCAUAGACAAGUUAUGAAGAUACCCCCGAGAACCUAGAAUCAUUCCGGCUCGUCAGUAGCUGCCCACUGCCCCAUUAUACAAGACGCACACUGGAAGUGAGCCCACUUGGAGUCUUCUAUUGAGUUAAUGACAAACACUGAUGUCUUCCAUGCUUGGAUGCUCGAACGAAUAAACAAACUCGCAAUCUACCUCCGCAACCACCCAUUACUUCCUCCGCGGAAACCGUCCUUCCCGGACCCCGUCAACCUCAGUCUGGCCUCCUACUCCAUCCGCUCUCUCAGUC